Messenger RNA from Bombyx mori (domestic silkworm), 3041 nucleotides. RefSeq lists its product as uncharacterized. NCBI's taxonomy places the organism in Eukaryota, Metazoa, Arthropoda, Insecta, Lepidoptera, Bombycidae. The transcript is spliced from 4 exons. The coding region runs from base 607 to 1407 and encodes 266 amino acids. Gene Ontology annotation, molecular function: copper ion binding; oxidoreductase activity. The record is from RefSeq and is a predicted model, not a curated record.
AGCCCUUUUUUUUUUUUUUUUUUUUUUUUUUUUUUUUUUUUUUUUUUUUUUUUUUUUUUUUUUUUUUUUUUUUUUUAAAGCUGCUCAACAGCAGCCCAUAAAAUAUUAAACAUAAGUGUAUAAUUUUUAUACCAUUUAAUAAAAUUUGUAAAAAAUAAAAUGCUUAUUACUUUACCUGAAAAAGACACAGAAAUCGUAGUGUACAUUACUGUAAAUAGAUUCAGCACUUUUACAAAUUAACUUAGACGAUACAAAUGUUUUUAUAAUUAGUGUAACCUAUACGGAAAACUGAAGGAGUAACUGCACCUAACAUUACAGGUUGUAUUUUUGUCUAUUAUUGUACCAUUGCUUGUAAUAAGGAGUGCUCAUUUACGCUAUAAGCAUCACUAAUCACAUGAACCACCUACUAAAUCUAUGAACUUCAUAUUUUUAUCAUCUGUGUUUUUCAAUACCAAAUUUCUAUUUCACCAAAUUUUCCACUGAUUUAUUUAUGUUAUGAACAUCAUCGACUUCUUUUUCAUUAUUCAUGGCUUUUUCAUCUUGUGUUUUGCUUUUUUGAUCCAAUUCUACAAUUUCGUGUUUUUUAAUUAAUUCACUUUAUAGGUUAUGAAUCCACUGGAUGCUAUUUGUGAUGUGAAGCGGAACGACGCAGUAUGUGUCAGCAAUCUCAAGUCGGCAAGGCCCGUUGACAAAGCAUUAUUACAGGAUCGACCGGACGUUAAAAUAUUUCUGCCAUUUCGAUUUCAUUUUUACAAGCCAAAGGAUCUUUUCAAGGAAAAUACUUACAGAAAUUUCUUAGUCGCCCCGGGUGGUGAUCACGUGCUUAGUUUGGUAGACGAAAUAUCAUACAGUGCUCCACCAGCACCUCCUUUGUCCCAAAUGCACGAGCUCUCCCCGGACCUAUUCUGUAAUGGAGACAACAGACCUCCCAAUUGCGCAGUCGACUGCCGUUGCACUCAUAUGAUUGAUGUUCCAUUAAACUCUAUAGUUGAGAUUGUACUCGUUGAUGAAGUGCAAUCGCCAAACCUCUCACAUCCGUUCCAUCUCCACGGCACGUCGUACAACGUCAUCGGCAUGGGACGGUCCCCAGACAAGAAUAUCAAGAAAAUAAACUUGAAACAUGCUUUAGAUUUAGACAGAAAAGGACUCCUCCACAGACAAUACAACUUGCCGCCGCAUAAAGAUACUCUUGCUGUACCUAAUAAUGGAUACGUUGUUCUGAGGCUCAAAGCUGAUAAUCCAGGUUAUUGGCUCUUCCAUUGCCAUUUCAUAUACCACAUAGUGAUUGGCAUGAGCCUGAUAUUACACAUAGGAACACAAGGAGACUUACCACCUGUUCCACCGAACUUUCCCCGUUGUGGGCAUCAUCUACCGACCAUCUCGCCACCGUUUUAUCCGAUACAUUGAAAGUAUCGGCAAUAAACACGACGUCUUUCCGACGGCCUCCAAAUCAUUCAAUAGAUUUUCACGAAACUAAAUUUAAAUUAUUAAAGUUGCUGGUUGUUUAUUUUUGUAUUAUGUGUAUUAUAGUUUGUGUUCAUGUAUGGUUUAAUAAUUAUAAAUUGACAUUGGAGUCCGUCGAAUGAUUUUGUGAAUCAAUCCCGAGUAUAACUCGAUAUGAACACGCCUAAUGCCAUAUUUAUUGAGUUGUUAUGACAACGAAAGAUUAAAAGUUUGCUCAAACAUGACGCCGACUUCUGUGGAGACGCUUUCAUCCUAUGUUAUCACAGCUUUAUACUUAUUUCUUCAUACUUGCGUUCCAUAGGAGCAGCUUUAUGUUUAACCAAACCAUCGUUAUUGACGUGUUAAAAAUGUACAUUGUUAUUUAUGGUGCUUUUCGCAUCACUAUUUUUAAUUAUCAAAAAAAAGCUUGAUUAAUUUCUGGUAUUGACCACAUUGAAAAUUGUACCACAAAAACGCAGGUACCACUGGUUACUACUGAUAACUUUAAAUGUUAUUAUGUACAUCUAUACAUACGAGUAUAUAAUAUACUAUAUCACUUCAUUCAUAGAUAUUUGAAAUGAAUUUAAAUUUAUCAUGAAUUCUGACUACACAUUCGCAGCAUCCUAUAUCUUCGAUACUAUUCAUAAUUGUUUUUUGUUAAUUAAAAAGUAAUGGUGCAUUUAUAUAUAAGCCGUCAAAUAUCAAUAGCGUUAGGAGACCAAAGUAUUCUAAUAUGUUAAUAUCACCAAAUAAUUCAUUGUUUAAGUUUUCAAUAAUUCCUUCAUUGACUUCAAGACCAUGAUAAUAAUUGAUGGCGUAUAAACCGUUUCGUAAUUUUUUAAAGAAGACUUUUUUUUAAUUUUCUUUCAUUUUUAUUGUAAAGUAAAUUUAAUUGGUUUAGAGCAAUAAAUCAAUUUAAUAGAAUAUAAUGAUAAACAUAAUCACCCUAUAAAAUCAGAUGAAGAUGUACUUAGCUUAAACGUACCGAUUCCUAUAAAUCGAUUUUUAGAACAACUAAAUUAUCAUAGCUCUAGAUUAUUUCCAUUUAUUACUAGAGCAUCUAAUGGUUAAUGUUUAAAAAUUUGUUACGACAUUGAUAUGACUGAUUCGUUUCAUAUUCUAUUGUAUUUACAUUUUAUUGUCAUUCGUUGUUGUUCAAGUUUCUUACGUGAUCUUAUGAAACUUGAUACCGUAAUAGCGUUACGGUACGUAAUUAUAAGCCACGUUGCAACUAUAAUUAGAUAUGAGUUAUCGUUACCUUUCUUAUGGUAUUUGCAAUCGUUUGAUCACUCUUUUGUGUCAGGAGAAACGUGCUUUUAGAACUAAAAUUUCCAUGUCUCGCGUAUUUUCGUGUUAAACAAUAAAAACAUAGUUUAAGCCGUUCGUUUUAGGACUUUUUUUCAAUCGUUGUGGGAAUUUAGCUCUAAGCAUAGUAAAUGUGACACAGGGUAAUAUUUUGAAUGUAAUAUAUACGCCUGUGCCGAGAUCGCGAUCUGGAAUGUUCUUGAAUUCAGUUUCAUGUUUUCUACUUUUAUAUUUCGCGUACGUUUUAGGAAAUGUAGUCAUUUUUAUAAUAAAAAUAAAAAAGUUUUUAUGAA